Zalophus californianus (California sea lion) is the source of this 3638-nucleotide messenger RNA. Its product is annotated as OX-2 membrane glycoprotein-like. NCBI's taxonomy places the organism in Eukaryota, Metazoa, Chordata, Mammalia, Carnivora, Otariidae. Gene Ontology annotation, molecular function: cell-cell adhesion mediator activity. The record is from RefSeq and is a predicted model, not a curated record. Gene Ontology annotation, biological process: negative regulation of macrophage activation; regulation of immune response. Bases 467 to 1054 code for a protein of 195 amino acids. The transcript is spliced from 6 exons.
CAGGAGGCUCUUCUGUCGUCUGUCUACCUACAGACUGAUUUGGUUCUUGGCAGCAGUGAUGCUAUGCAGGGCGCAAGCCUUCACAGGUGGAGAGAGGGCAGGCUUCCCACCAUCCAUGGCACAGGCUUUACCAACAGACUUGGGGGAAUCUCAAUGGAAUUCCAUAGACGCAUCCAAGAAUUGUAAACUUUCCACUAAAUUAUUUCUUGUCAAAUAGAAAAAUCACCUAAGAAGUUAAAACUCUAGCUCGGGUUCCUUUUCUACUCUCCAUUCUAAAAGCAGCAAUUUCUUCAAAUCUCUGCUCUGCAAAAUCUCAACAAACUUUCAGAAAACCCCAGCAACAGUCGUGACCCAAAAUGAAAAAGAACUGCUGAACACACCUGCUUCCUUAAGAUGCUCUCUGCAAAAUUCCGAGGAAGUCUUGAUUGUGACAUGGCAGAAAAUCAAGGCUGUUAGCCCAGAAAACAUGGUCACCUUCAGCAAGAACCAUGGGGUUGUGGUCCAGCCUGCUUAUAAAGGCAAGAUAAACAUCACCCAGCUGGAACUCAAGAACUCAACCAUUACCUUCUGGAACACCACCCUGGAGGAUGAAGGGUGUUACAAGUGCCUCUUCAAUACUUUUGGUUCUGGGAAGAUCUCAGGAACAGCCUGCCUCAGCCUCUCUGUACAGCCCACAGUGUUCCUUCAGUAUAAAUUCUUCGAAGACCGCCUAAAUAUCACUUGCUCUGCCAAUGCCCGCCCAGCCCCUGUGAUCUCCUGGAAAGUGUCUGGAUCAGGGAUUGAAAACAGUACUGAGGUUCUCUUCCACCCCAAUGGGACCACGUCUGUCACGAGCGUUCUCCAGGUCAAAGACCCCAAGCGUCAGGUGGGGAAGGAAGUGGUCUGCCAGGUGCUGCACCUAGGGAAUGUGACCAGUGUCACGCAAACUGUGGAUAAAGGGUUUUGGUUUUCCGUUCCGCUCUUGUUAAGCAUUGUUUCCUUGGUAAUUCUUCUGGUCUUAAUCUCAAUCUUAUUAUACUGGAAACGUCGUCGGAACCAAGACAGAGAACCCUAGAGGAAUCACACAGAACCCAGAAAAGUUACUCCCUGGUCUACUUGAAUCUGACUCAGGAGGAAGGCAGGAGGAAAAAGGUCAUUCUCUAACGGACAUAAAGAGCAGAAGAGGUAGGGGUAAAAGACCUAAGAAUUUCAAGAUUUUCUAUUGCCAUCUAAGCUACCCAGUGCUUGUGGGAGUUCCAAAAGGAAGUCGUUUUACCUCUCAAGUCUGUUGUAGGACUUGAUUUUGUGAAGCAAUGCAGUGAUGUGCUAUUGAAAGGAGACUGGACUUUAAAUCAGUAGCCACAACUCACAGGCUGACUCUGGCUCCAACCGAGGGCAACCCUCUGUCCAUCACUUUAUCUCAAUAAGCAUCCACACCUGCAUCCAGAAAAUUAGGAAGUUGGACCAGAUAGUUUGCCAUUCUGCUCCAAAAACUGAUGAAAUUCCAGGAAAAAAAGGAAUCAAGAAAGGAAAAAGAGAAAGGAGAACAUGGGAAGGUGUUAAGGACCAAAGAACUUUUCUGAGACUACCUUUUACCUUUCAGUUGCUGUUUUGUCUCUUCUUGCAUAUUGUUCUUAGGUCCACGAGUCAGUUUCCUCCUCACGUGGUGGUGGUAGUCCACUACCUGCUGACUGGUUUGUUAGUAACUGGUCUUUCUAGAACCCUUGGUUUCACUGCAGUUCUUCAUGUCCUCCCGUGACUGACGUUUACCACAAUGAAUAUGGGACUGAAUUCAUUGCAAAAUAACAUUGACAACCUUAACUUUACUUACCUACUCGUAUAGAAGAAGUUUUGUUAACCCAGCAGCUCACUUUUUAAAAAAAAGCAUUUCCUGUCCCAUUUGACUUAUAAUAGGAUCUGGUUCUAUACCAGUCAUUGUAAAAUCAAAAGAAAAUAUAUGAUAAAAUAGAAACAGGCAUUUAGGAAGUUUUGAAUUCAAUUCAAAGUCAAUUCAAAUGCUUCUCCCUCCUGGCUUCUUUUCCCAUGAGUUAACUUCUCGUAAUAGCAGAGAAAGUAUGUUUGGGUUUAGAAAUCCCUUUGUUCUAAAUUAUAUUGUUCUAACUAGUGGUUCAUUUUUGAACUCUUAAAAAUCACAAGACCAAAUUAUUGACUUUUUCAGUAUCUUUUGCUUUCUUGUCUCUACUCAGUGACCUAAGAACUAAAGCUUAAGUUGUUUUCACUGUUGAAUUGGAUAUUUGUAUAUUUAGUAAGCUUUUCAUAUGUUAUUUAAAUCUGUAUUAUUUCUUAUAUUUGUAUUAAGAUACUGAAUGAUUAAAAGUGUCAAAUCUAAAUAUUUGGUUCAUGACACUCUUUUGGGAAAUGUGGACAUUAACGAUAAUCUUUAGAUUUUCCCUCUUUGUGUGAAACCCUCCUCUCUCCUCUAUCUCUCACCCACUAGAAGAUGCCACUGACAUUUCUGAUUAAUCACAAAGUCACAAAUCAGAUAUCCCUGAUCUGGCCAGUGAGAGCUCCGUCAAGUUGACAACUGUGUCCUUUGGACAUGACCUGGUCAAUUUGGGAGCACUUCCUUGUAUAUGCUCUUUUGAUUUUGCUUUUAGAUACCAACCUUUGCAAACUGAUUAAGUUACUACAGUUUUGAAUUUAAUCAGAGCUACCACCCUGCCUGGUAUCUCAACUGCCAGAUCAGGCAGGAUAACAAAAGCAGCAGUUCUCAAAAAUUUAGAAUGUGCUUAAAAACAUUAUUGAGGACCCCAGAGAGCUUUCUUGUAAAGAGAAGUGUUUGUUGAUAUUUACCACAUUCAAAACAAAAAUAUACAAGCAUACGUUCUAUUAGCCAUCAGAACGAUGUCCACGUUACACAUCACGUAGUUUCUGGGAAGUUCCGCAUCACGAUUGUGAGAGAAUGAGCAUAAAAAAGGCAAAUGAUGUAUUGGUGUGAACAAUAGUUUUGACUUUUGUGGACCCCCUGAAAUAGUCUCAGGGACAAUAUUAAAGACUGAUCAUUUAAAAUAUAUGCAAAGAAGGAGACCACCUUAUGAGAAGAUUUCAUGAGUCUUUCCCAAAGAAACUCCUUAUUAAACAGAUACCUUUACAAUGCCUAAGCAUUCUAUUAUUUCAUCAUAACUUAUUGCAGAGAGCCCGAGGACUAAUCCUUCUUCAUCACUAAUACAGGUGUACCUUGGAGAUAUUGUGGGUUUGGUUUCAGACCUCUGCAGAAAAGCAAAUAUCACAAUAAAACACCUCAGAUGAAUUUCUUGUUUUCCCAGUGCAUAUAAAAGUUAUGUUGACAGUAUACUGUACUCUAUUAAGGGUGCAUUAACGUUAUGUUUAAAAAAAAAACAACUAUGUAUGUACCUUAGUUUAAAAAUACUUUAUUGCUAAAAAAUGCUAACCAUCAUCUGAACUUUCAGCAAAUCAUAACCACUGAUCACAGAUCACCUAGCAAAUAGAAUGGUAAUGAAAAAGUUCAGAAAAUUGCGAGAAUUACCAACAUGUGACACAGAGACAUGGAGUGAACAAAUGUUUUUGGAAAAAUGGCACCAAUAGACUUGCUCGAGGCAGGGUUGCCACAAACCUGCAAUUUGUAAAAAACACAGGAUCUGUGAGGUGCAAUAAAGCAAGGUACACUUGUAAUUCAA